Messenger RNA from Andrographis paniculata, 1201 nucleotides. Its product is annotated as ATP-dependent Clp protease proteolytic subunit 2, mitochondrial-like. Gene Ontology annotation, molecular function: ATPase binding; serine-type endopeptidase activity; ATP-dependent peptidase activity. The transcript is spliced from 3 exons. The coding region runs from base 1 to 738 and encodes 245 amino acids. The record is from RefSeq and is a predicted model, not a curated record. Gene Ontology annotation, biological process: protein quality control for misfolded or incompletely synthesized proteins. Gene Ontology annotation, cellular component: endopeptidase Clp complex. NCBI's taxonomy places the organism in Eukaryota, Viridiplantae, Streptophyta, Magnoliopsida, Lamiales, Acanthaceae.
AUGCUCUCUCGGAGGCUAUGGAGUGAAAUCAAAGCUUGCAAAUCGUCGAUUGCGUUGGCGAGCCGGCGAGCUUCUGCUUGCGGCGGCGGUAGAAGAUGGUACGGAUUGAUACCGAUGGUGAUUGAGCACUCUUCGAGAGGGGAGCGCGCCUACGACAUAUUCUCCCGGCUGCUCAAGGAGCGCAUUAUUUGCAUCAAUGGCCCCAUUUCCGACGAUACUGCGCACGUCGUCGUUGCGCAGCUCCUCUUCCUCGAGUCGGAGAAUCCUUCAAAGCCGAUUCACAUGUACAUCAACUCCCCCGGCGGAGCCGUCACUGCUGGUCUUGCCAUCUACGACACCAUGCAGUACAUUCGGUCUCCAAUCAAUACUACAUGUUUAGGCCAAGCUGCAUCGAUGGGUUCCCUUCUCUUGGGAGCUGGUGCAAAGGGGGAGAGGCGGUCACUCCCAAAUGCUACGAUCAUGAUCCAUCAGCCUUCGGGUGGGUACAGCGGGCAGGCUAAGGAUAUAAGUAUCCACACCAAGCAAAUUCUUCGCAUUUGGGAUUCCCUAAAUGCGCUUUACUGUAAGCACACCGGACAACCUAUUGAUGUAAUUCAAAAGAAUAUGGAUCGUGAUUAUUUCAUGACUGCUGAAGAGGCAAAGGAGUUUGGACUUAUUGAUGAGGUCAUUAAUGAGCGGCCGAUGAACCUGGUGACAGAUGCUAUUGCUGAUGACGGAAAACAUAAAAAUUCAAGCUAGAUAUUCUGAUACAUUCAUCCCCGGCGCCAUUUUCUUGACGACACAUAUGGACAAUUUUCCUGUAGAUGAAUCGGCGCGGCAUUUGGGGAAAAUUUUCUGAUCAAAUCAAAUCAAGUAGUAACUCCCUCUAUACACCUCCUCCCUUUUGUUCUUGUUGCUACAUUAGUCUGCCCUUGCUUUUCUGUCGAUCUGAUUUUUCCGGAUAAAAUAAAUAGAGUUUCUUUGUUGCUGCUUACAGUUUUGAGUUCCUUUCGACUAUUUUUUUGGCUCGAGUACGUUGACAUUUUUCAAAAGUGCCUGCCUCGAGCUAAACUCGAAAUUGGGCAUGUUAGAACUGCUAGCUCGUUUAGGUCAUCUCCAAUCCGUAAACUCUAUUUAUGCCGUUUUAACUUAAAAAAUGCAUUUGCUUAGGCAAAAAUACGUUUUGCAAUUAAUUAGUAAACAAAACGAGCAGAAAAAAUAA